Molecule: messenger RNA, 926 nt
Organism: Neltuma alba
Lineage: Eukaryota; Viridiplantae; Streptophyta; Magnoliopsida; Fabales; Fabaceae
Product: protein DNA-DAMAGE INDUCIBLE 1-like
Biological process (GO): proteolysis
Molecular function (GO): aspartic-type endopeptidase activity; protein binding
Source: RefSeq, a predicted model, not a curated record
ACGCGUUUGAAUCUAACCCAAUUAACCCAAGUCACUAAGCAAAGCAAGCGAGCAAUUAGGAAGCGAUACCUUUGAGGGAAAUCUGGUCUUCCCACAGUCUAAGGCUUUGCAUAUAAAAAGCUCGUCCUUUUCUCCUGCGCUAAGAAAGGUAUCGCAAAUCUAGAGAGAGGCAAAGGGAUCGAACCGGAGCAAGAAGUUGAAGAUGAGGAUCACUGUAAUGACUGCUGAUGAACAAAUACUUUCGUUGGAUGUUGAUCCCCAUGAAUCUGUGGAAAACGUCAAGGCAUUGCUUGAGGUAGAAACACAAGUGCCUCUUCAGCAACAGCAACUUCUCUAUAAUGGAAGGGAGAUGAGUAAUUCUGAGAAAUUGAGUGCUCUCGGUGUUAAAGAUGAAGAUUUGGUGAUGAUGGUCUCUGCUGUUUCUUCUGGUGCAUCUGCCAAUGAUUUAGGCUUCAAUCCUGAUGGAUCUGCUGUUAAUCCUGCUUCUUUCCAGCAGCACAUUAGACAGGAUUCUAACCUGAUAGGUCAGCUCUUUCAGAACGAUCCAGAGUUGGCACAAGCUAUUCUAGGAAGUGAUCUUAACAGAAUACAGGAGAUUCUACGAGCACGUCAUCAACAGAGAGCUGAAUUACAGCGUCAAAAAGAGGAGGAACUUGCUCUUCUUUAUGCAGAUCCUUUUGAUGUUGAAGCACAAAAGAAGAUUGAAGCUGCUAUUCGUCAGAAAGGAAUUGGAAACUGGGCAGCUGCACUAGAACAUAAUCCCGAAGCUUUUGCAAGAGUGGUCAUGUUGUAUGUUGACAUGGAGGUUAAUGGUGUCCCACUGAAAGCAUUUGUUGAUAGCGGAGCCCAGUCUACGAUUAUAUCAAAAAGCUGUGCUGAGCGCUGUGGAUUCUGGUUUCAAUAGUGUGCUAGAUUUUGAAAUGAGA